CUUCUCGCUGCAGGAGGAGGAGGAGGUGGAAAGCUCUGGCUGUGAUGCCGCUGGAUGAUGGCUGCUUUCGGGAUCCUAAGUUACGAACACCGGCCAUUAAAGCGGCCCAGACUCGGCCCUCCGGACGUUUAUCCUCAAGACCCAAAGCAAAAAGAGGUCAGAUAUGAAUUUGUUUAAUCAUAGAGCCCAGAAAUGUUGUUUUGCGAAGGUUUCUUUAAGCCGAGAAGCUGUGCAAAGCUAUGAGCAGCGAGCCUGUGUAGCUAACCCUGUAGACGUUUGGGGCCUAGCAAUAACAAUGAACUGCACCUAGUUGUCAGUCUGUUAGCUAGCUCUCCAGCUUACUUGGAAAACAACCAGUUCAGAGAUACCAGAGUUUGUCUAAAUAAACUCGCUAAUCGCUUAAUGGAAGCGAGCUACAUUGGUUUUAUUAAUAAGGAGUGUUUUUAUUCGAGGUUGGGAAACUAAUGCGAUGGUUUAUUGAAUUGUGCGUGAUGUUUUGGUUCAACGAGUUAACGGUGGCUAAACCUGCAGGGCUAACCUUCAUGCCAUGAAUGCUAAAACUAAAGGUAAAUUGUCUAUUUUAGGAAGAAUAAAAGACUGUCCCAGCUUGAUAAUGCUGUUAGCUUCUAAGAUAAUCUGUUGGUGAUUGAAAAACUGGCUGCUGUACCUGUAGGGUAUUGUGUUGUUGGUUUAGGAAUCAGACCCAGGUUUGUGCGAAGUAGUUAAAAGCGUUUAUCUCGGUGGUUUUGAUGCCAAAAUAAUCAUUUAGUUAAGCUUUACAUAUGUAGCACCCUUCGUGCAAAUCAUAUGAAACACAUGGUGCUUUAAAGAAAACAAGAAAUAGCAAAACUUAAGACCAAAUGUUGGCAAAACAUGGGUCAAAAAUCAGGAAAGGGUUAAGUAGUACACACCAAAGUGGACUAAUGGUAAUCAAGUACAAUAUCAACUUUGAUGAAGCUGGACAUUUUCAGGUUUGUUGUUAGGAUCAGACAGGUGGUAAUUGUCCUUAAGGUUAACAGUUAAAGUAGUAAGAGGUGGUGUUUGCUGUGUACUAUUUAAAAGGUGCUCCUUAUAUUUUGUACCUCUCCAUUGGUUAUUAUUGGGGUCAAAGUACAAGAAACAUCCUCAAGUAUUAUAAACUCCUAUAAACCACCAACAAAAACUGCUCCACUCUGUCUAGAGAAAUAAAUAUAAAAGUGAAAUAAUCACCUAUUUAAUAAAAUCUACAAAAAAAGAAAAUUAGAAGUGUACCAAUAAAAGAACCCCUAGAUGAAGCUUGAUCGAUAGUAGUAAUAAUAAUAAUAAUAGUAAUAUCCACCAUCUAAUAUCAGAAGCAGUUAUCUCUUCCUGCAGAAAUCAUUCAGGACUCUGAUAGUGCCUGAGUUGAAGGAAUUUUUUUUUUUACCUGUUUUUUUGUGGCUGUAGGAACUCACAGCCGAUGGCCAGCAGGUAACAGAUUGUAUUCUGAGCAGAGAGGAUGGUCACUAUGAGACCGAAUGGACACAACUUCCCGAAACAAGGAGUUGUUGUAUAGCUGUUGUUAGAUUGCAGGAGAUUACCUACAGUACCUCGAAAAAGUAUUCAUACCCCUUGAACUUUUUUACAUUUUGUCACUCUACAACCACAAACUUUAAAGUAUUUUAUUGAGAUUUUUUGUCAUAGACCAACACAAAGUAGCACACAAUUGUGAAGUGGAAUGAAAAUGAAACGUGGUUUUCAGAAGUUUGAACAAAUAAAAAUCAGAAAAGUGUGGUAUGCGUUUGUAUUCAGCCCCCCUGUACUCUGAUGCUCCUAAAAAAAAUGCAGUGCAAUCAGAAGUCACCUAAUUACUUAAUAGAGUCCACCUGUGUGUAAUUUAGUAUUAGCAUAAAUAUAACUGUUCUCUGAAGGCCUCACAGUGCUUUGUUAGAGAACACUAGUCAGCAAAGAGCAUCAUGAAGACCAAGGAACUCACCAGACAGGUCAGGGAAAAAGUUGUGGAGAAGUUUAAAGUAGGGUUAGGUUAUAAAAAAUAACCAAAAGCUUUGAAAAUCUCAAGGAGCACUGUUCAAUCCAUCAUUCAAAAAUGGAAGAAGUAUGCCACAGCUGGUAACCUACCAAGACAUGGCCGUCCACCUAAACUGGCAGAUCGAGCAAGGAGAGCACUGGUGAGAGAAGCAGCCAAGAGGCCCAUGGUCACUCUGGAGGAGAAUCUGAAAGACAUAAAAAGUCCCGUUUGCAGUUUGCCGCAAGCCAUGUAGGGGACACAGCAAACAUGUGGAAGAAGGUGCUCUGGUCAGAUGAGACCAAAGUUGAACUUUUCAUCAUCCCCACUGUGAAACAUGGGGGUGGCAGCCUCAUACUGUGGGGAUGCUUUUCUUCAGCAGGGACAGGGAAGCUGGUCAGAGUUGAUGGGGGGAUGGAUGGAGCCAAAUACAGGGCAAUCCUGGAAGAAAACCUGAUGAAGGCUGCAAAAGACUUGAGACUGGGAAAGAGAUUCACCUUCCAGCAAGACAAUGACCCUAAACUACAGCCAGAGCUACAAUGGAAAGGUUUAGAUCAAAGAAUAUUCAUGUGUUAGAAAGGCCAAGUCAAAGUCCAGACCUAAAUCCCAUUGAGCAUCUGUGUCAAGACUUGAAAAUUGCUGUUCACAGAUGCUCUCCAUCCAAUCUGGCUGAGUUUGAGCUAUUUUGCGAAGAAGAAUGGGCAAAAAUUUCAGUCUCUAGAUGUGCAAAGCUUGUAGAGACAUACCCCCAAAAGACUUGCAGCUGUAAUUGCAGCGAAAGGUGGCUCUACAAAGUAUCGACACAGGGGGCUGAAUACAAAUGCACACCUCACUUUUCAGAUUUUUGAAAACCGUGUUUCGUUUUUGUUCCACUUCACAAUUAUGUGCUACUUUGUGUUGGUCUAUGACAAAAAAUCUCAAUAAAAUACUUUUAAGUUUGUGGUUGUAAAGUGACAAAAUGUGAAAAAGUUCAAGGGGUAUGAAGACUUUUUCAAGGCACUGUAGGUGGUCAAAGUCAUGUCUCAUUGGUGUAUGAAACGCAAAAAUCCAUGCAGAAAUAAUGAAAUAGAAAGCUUCACAUUUAUGCAGGGAUGGGAACAGUUGGUUCUGAUUUUUAAGUUGAUGAAAUUUCUCAUUUUUGUUGAUUUGAGAUUAUUCCUCAUGGGUCGACAGUUUCUCCAGUAUCAAUAGUCCCAAAUAAUCAUAGUCUGCACGACUGAUAGCCAGCCUUUGAUCGGUUAUUUUUAAACAGUGUUGAUCACAAGUUAUUUUGCAUGAAUGCCGUAAACUCACACACAGAAAUGUGUUUGUUUUUUCAGGAUGAGUUGACUGCCCUGAAUGUGAAGCAAGGAUUCAACAACCAGCCAGCUGUAUCUGGUGAUGAACAUGGCAGUGCAAAAAAUGUCAAUUUUAACCCUUCAAAGGUAACUCCUUCAGCUUCUACCCUGCAUGCUGGCUUUAUUGCAUUUUUGCCUCAGUGUUAUCAAAGAAUAGCAGCCAUCAAACACGCUUUCUGUAUUUCUCUCCAGAUUAGCUCAAACUUCAGCAGCAUCAUUGCAGAGAAGCUGCGAUACAACACGUUCCAGGACACAGGGAAACGUAAGCCACAGGUCAACCAGAAGGAUAAUUUCUGGCUCGUCACAGCGAGGUCACAGAGCUCCAUCAAUAAUUGGUUCACGGAUUUAGCCGGGACUAAACCCCUAACACAACUGGCUAAAAAGGUAAGACCCUGGUGUGAGACUCUGUAAGCCUGCUCGACUGAAUGCUCCUUCGUCGUGGUGUUUUUAGUUGUAUUUGUGUCACUGGAGGAACUUUGUAUGCAUGAAAAGACAGAAAAGAAAUGACUGAUUGCUCUUGUAUUAUGCUCAGCUGUUUUCUGUUAUUUUUUACAUUUUUGGAAGACCAGUAUAAAGAUAUUCAUCUGUUAUCAAUCCAGUAUUUAUCACCAGUUUCCUUUAAAAAGAUAAUGAUUCUCAAGAUGGAGUUAAAGCAGUCACUUUGUAAAAAUGCAAAGGCUGUUAAAAACUCCUUCCACCAGGCUUAACCAUUUAUCCACCAAGAUUAACCAACACUGAUAACAUGCACCCCUGUGUAUUUCUAUCAUCUUAACUUAGAAAGGAUUUUCACUUUCAUCAGUUGUCAUGUAUUUAAUUGUAAUCUGAAUAGAAAUUUUCUUGAAAGCUUUUUAAUUUUGAAGAUUUUGAAAUCAUCGCUGAAAUCUAGUUAGACUGAAGACAGUUUAUCAAGUGUUAAAAUGUUGCCCUGAGUUUGCUGCUGGUCUGAGGAUUCCUAUCUUGGUCUUGGUUAUUGCUUCACAGUCUGCCUGGCAGGGCAUAAACUGUAUGUAAGUGGAUUUAGCCAUGUGAUAUUAUUAGGGAUUUGUGGACCACCAUUUUGAACCAGAGUUAUUAAAAUUGUGGUUAUUAGACUUUAUAGGAAGUUUGAUAAGAUUACAUUUGUAGAGUUAAAUUUUGCGGGUCCUCCUGUGUUAAUUUUUGAAUAUAUUCAUGUCGCUGUAGCAGAAAAGGAUUUAUGAAGCUUGUAUUUAAGUACCAUGCUGUGGUUUUGUAAAGCACGUUGGUCAAUUGCAGUUUCAUCCUUGAGUUUGUGUAACUGUCAAAACUUAUAGGCACAAAAUUAUGAAUAGAAAUGUACUUGAUAACUUUGGUAAGUUGUGAAGUUGAAGGGUUUUUUUGUAUUGUGUUGUUACAGGUUCCCAUCUUUAGCAAAAAGGAGGAGGUUUUUGGAUACUUGGCCAAAUACUCUGUCCCUGUCAUGCGUUCAGCGUGGAUGAUCAAGAUGACCUGUGCAUAUCACGCAGCCAUCACAGAAACUAAAGUCAAGAAGAGGCAUGUGAUUGACCCCUGUAUAGGUAAGAAAGUAACAUUUUCAACUCAAAUGCAGCAGAGUGUUGAUAUUUUUGCCCAUUGUUUGUGAUCUGAUGUUAAGAGUCACAUUUAUAGACCCCUUUCUCUUGAAUUUCUUAUACAAGAUACACACUUUACUUCAUGGAUAAUAUCUUUCACUAGAAUACAAUCUGUCAUAUAUUACAUUUGUGUUGCUUUGGGGUUAAUUUUUGUGUGUUUCUGUGUAGAAUGGACUCAGAUAAUCACUAAGUACCUGUGGGAGCAGCUUCAGAAGGUGGCCGAGUUUUACAGACAGUGUCCCAGUCAAGGCUGCAGCUCUCCGCUACCAGCCACGCCAGCUGAUGUUGAGACGGCCAUGAAGCAGUGGGAGUACAACGAGAAGCUCGCCAUGUUCAUGUUUCAGGUCAGUCAUUUCAGUUGUCUGUAUUGACUGCUGCUUAACGGUAGUAAGAUUUACAUAUUGACAGUAACCAUACACCUUUUCAGAUCUGAUAAAGCCUGUGAUGCGUGUGUGUUUGUUUUCUCAUAUUCAGGACGGCAUGUUGGACAGACACGAGUUCCUGACGUGGGUGCUUGAGUGUUUUGAGAAGGUCCGACCAGGUGAAGAUGAGCUUCUCAGACUCCUGCUGCCCCUUUUACUACAAGUGAGUCCAUCUAUCUAUUUACCAUCAUCAUAUCAUUACUGAGACGUUUCUUUAAGAUGAAAGCAUUCAUUUAUAACAUUCAUACAUCACCAUACACAGACACACUAGCUGUCUGGCUUUUGCAUCUCUUCAGUUUUCAUGUGCGUCUCCAUCCAAAGCGCUGACUUCGUGUUGACCUUUACUGGCAGAUGUUCACUGGGGGGCACAGUCUUCCAUUUUGUUUCUGUCUCCAAAGCAGACUGAUGGUAAUGGUCGCUGAAUGCCGUGGCUAACGCUGUGUGUCUCUCCUUCGUCCUGCAGUACUCAGGGGAAUUUGUACAGUCGGCUUACUUGUCACGGAGACUGGCUUACUUCUGCACACGGCGCCUCAACUUGUUGCUUAGCGACGGGAGCCUGGGCCCCAGCUCAGGAGGGCAUCCGCCUCAUGGCAUGUUGGCGCAGCAAGGAAACGCCCUGCCCCCCACCCCGACCUCACAGCCAGCAGGCGGGAACCAGCCGCAGACUCCUUUCACAGACUUUUACAUCUGCCCUCAGCACAGGCCUCUGGUGUUCGGCCUCAGUUGCAUGUUACAGGUGGCCUGUCUAUUUUGACAUACAGUGUAAUUGUUUCUCCUCUACAAUAAGACUCGAAAUUCACUGACAGACUUUUUCUCGUGUUUUCUCUCUUUGAUAUCGUCACACUAGAGCAUAGUGUUGUGUUGUCCCAGUGCUCUGGUGUGGCAUUACUCUCUCACAGACAGUAGAAACAAAACUGGUUCACCUUUGGACCUCCUGCCAAUCGCCCCGUCCAGCCUACCAAUGCCUGGGAGAAACACUGCCUUUACACAACAGGUACUUCUGACUGCGUCCACUUUCACUAUGAAAAAAGUCAAAGAGAAAAUACGCACAUAUAAUCUACUCCUACACUUAAAAAAAACCCUUAUAUGUAUAUGUGAGCUGGCAGAAACACUACUUCCAAAUUGCAUAUCUGCUCACAAAAUUAGAUUUGAAACUAGUUACUUAAAUCACCAAUAUCCACACAAGCCUUUUGCACAAAUACCUUCUAGUGUUUUAUCUGUUGAAGGUGAUGUACUCCCUCAUUUGCUCUCUUUGCAGGUCCGCACAAAGUUGAGGGAAAUCGAGGAGCAGAUUAAGGAGCGCGGCCAGGCGGUUGAGUUCAGGUGGUCAUUUGACAAGUGUCAGGAGACCACAGCAGGUCAGAAGGCUCUUCCUUUUUCCACCCAGCGUACAUUUGUCAACAUGUCAGGGGUGCAGUUUUGUGAUUGAGAUUAAUUCUGGGACUUGUUUUUUUAGGUUUCACCAUCGGUAGGGUUCUGCACACGCUGGAGGUGUUGGACAACCACAGCUUUGAGAAGUCUGACUUUAACAACUCACUGGAUUUUCUUUACAACCGAAUAUUUGGGUCGGGACAAAGUAAAGAUGGUCAUGAGGUAGGAGAAGCUUCCACUCACCUCUCUAUUUUCACCCAGCUUUAAACCUGAAACAGGAGUAGGGGCAAUAACCCAUGAAACAUCUAGCGUCUUUUCAGAUACCAUGUGAUUUCCAGAUUAUAAAAUAUGACAAGCGCUUCUAUUUUUAGCCGUAUUGUCUCAUCAGAAGGCAUGUUUUGUGUGCAGAUGUCACCAGACGAUGACGCGGUGGUGACCUUGCUUUGUGAAUGGGCAGUGUGCUGUAAGCGCUCUGGCAGACACAGGGCCAUGGUGGUGGCCAAGCUGCUGGAGAAGAGACAAGCUGAAAUUGAAGCAGAGGUAAGAGAGAGACACAGCGCCCGCUGUCAGUGGAUACCACACAUUCCUGUCCCUGUCACAGCUGCAAAAGACUGUUUUAAUGUUACUCAAACUAAUUACACCUCCUCAGCUCUGGUGUCCAGUCGACUCAUUCGCUAACUAUGCGCUGUCAUGUUUGACAAUAUAAACUGGCGGGCCGAAUGGCUCCUUGUUAUUACUGUGUUCUUGUUUUGGCUGUCACCCUCCCUCCUCUCUUGUUCCACCCUGUAAGAAGUGUCACAACACUUUCUUUCUGUAAUCAAAAUGUGUAAUGGCAACAUAAUUCAUGCUGAGGGAACCACAAACAUCACUUUUACACAAACAAGAACACUUGAGCCUGCAAGAGCAGCUCGCUCGGAUGUUAAGUAGACAUAGUUUUCAGUAGCUGCUAAACCACAUGAAGCAAUUUACAUACAUUUUAUAAGCUGAGUGGUCGGGUAUCAUAAAAGCUGGCUGGACCAUGUACCCAUUCUGUGUUUCUAUAGGGAAUCCAUAAGAUAUUCAUAGAUGCUUAAAAUUGCUACCAAAUUUUUAUGCAUACUGAUGUUCAUAUUGGUAAAAUUUUUACUGUCAAAAAAGGCCGGCAGUAUUUACUUCAGUGGUUUCAGCAGAUUAUUUGUGCAUUUUCCUUAGAGUGUGAUGUUCGUCAUGCAGUAGUUAUUGCAAAACAUUACAUUUUAAAGCAUGCUUAUUAAAUUAAAAACUUCAUAGGAAUUGCAAAGUUACCAUAUUUUUCGCACUAUAAGGCGCACCAUAAAGGCGCACCAUAAAUUAAUGCAUCUAUUUUCAUACAUAAGGCGCACUGGAUUAUAAAGCGCAUUAAGACAAACAAAACAGUUAGAUAAGUCAAACUUUAUUUAACUCAUUCAAUAACUCUGCGAGGCUACGGUAGCUGCAGUGCUCCGACAAGCCAUCAGGCUGUGCGGCUUUGUAGCUUACCGAAGUCAUAAUAAAACAUUUUGACAGAUUUUUGAGCGCUGUGUACCACAUAAAAUCGGUUCGAGGUCAGUAAGCAGAACCAGAACUCAUACAUAAGAUUAAAAUAUAAGUAAAAAAAACAUAAGUAAAAAAAGCAGUUUGAAAGUGCGACUUGCCUGAAGUGAUCACCUGGCUCCAGCCAUGAAUACGCAGAAGAUGAAAAAUGUUAUAGUUGAAUUUACGAGGUUAAAAAGACUUUAACUGCAGUGGUCUUGACAAUAGCGCUCAGUGUCAACUUCAUUUAGUUAGUAAUUAAAUUUGGGUGCUGCAAGCCAACAGAUAACCAAACGGCCCAUAGAAACACCUGUUAGGCGUGUUAUGAAAUAGAUUGGCGUUACUCCAAUCCAUUAUUAUUAUUUCAUAACUGUUGCUCUUUGUUCGGUGUCUAAAUGCUGGGGUGGCCCUUCUUCCAUCUUGACUCCAAAAAUAGUGAAACCUGUGAUUAUCUGACUAAUUUUUUCAAAGUCUGCGGCAUCUGUAGACACUUCGGCCAAAUAAAGAAAGCUCGUUGAUCGGUCUUCUCCACACUUAUGAAGUGUUCCUUGUGUGUUGUCUGUUUGGUGUGUGUUUGCUUGCAGAGGUGUGGUGAGUCAGAGGUGGUGGAUGAGAAGGGCUCUGUGUCAUCCGGCUCCCUCUCAGCUGCUACACUUCCAGUCUUUCAGGAUGUGCUGCUGCAGUUCCUCGACACUCAGGCCCCCACACUGAGUGAGUCUCUCGGUCCCUUGUUAUUUUUCCGUUACAUUUCCUGCAGCCAUGAUUCUUAAAGCUGUCAAUCUGUUUCAUGUUGAAGAAACUUCAUAUCCGUUUGACUUGCCUCUUAUUUCAUCACCCAGUGCGUAUUUAUUAUAAAUGAUCUGGCAACAGAAACUUGUUAUUAAAUUAUUCAAACCCUCUUUUCCCCCUUCAUAGCCGAGCCUGGAAAUGAAAGUGAACGCGUGGAGUUUUCUAACCUCGUCCUGCUCUUCUGCGAGCUCAUCCGUCACGACGUCUUUUCCCACAACAUCUACAUGUGUACUCUUAUCUCCCGUGGUGACUUGGCGUCUGACUCCCACCUGCCGCGCCCACGUUCCCCCAGCGACGAGCCCUCCGAUGAGUCAGAGCGCAAGGAGCAGGAGGCAGGCGGCGGUGGCAAGAUGGAGGCAUGUUGGGGGGGCUUCUAUUGUGGAGUAUGAUGAGUCAUUUUUGUUGCAGCGUGUUGUUGAAAGGUGACCUGAGGUUGUUUUUGUUCAACAGGAUACCGGAUUAUCAGAGUCCAUGGAAAUCGAUCACAACUCUAGCGCUAAUUUUGACGAGGUACGCACAACACUCAGCCUUUUUUAUUUACCUCCAUCACAUAAAUUUAGUGGUUUUUGAAAUAUUUUAACCUUUUAAGCCAUUUUUCAUAAUUUUAAGACAUAACUCCCCCUUUAAACUGUUUAUAUGGAAUCCCUCAUGUGUCCAUAUGGGAGUUAUUACGGUCUGUUUUCGCCCUGCAGAUGUUCUCUCCUCCGAUGCACUGCGAGUCCAAAGGGAGCCCCUCUCCUGAGAAGUCAGCUCCCGACCAGGAUAGCAAGGCCGGCUGCAAGGAUAAAGGCAUGGACCCGGCUUUCCCUCAGCUGUACGAGCAACCGCGCCAUAUUCAGUAUGCUACUCACUUCCCCAUCCCUCAGGUGAGAGACUGCACAGCCUGACAUUAAGAAGAAAUCAUAGAAAAAUACAUCACUGAGUACUUAUCUAUCUGAAGAAAUCGCUACAUGGCAUUUUGAUCUACAGCUAAGCCAAUUCAGCCAAUUCAUCAAUUCUCUAUUUCCAUGCUUCUGAACAGAUGCACUUAUUUUUGACAGAGGCCCCCAUUUAUACGUACCUGUUUAUUUAAAAAAACAGAGACAUUAACCAUCGUUUGCACCCUUCGUUUGGAUGCAAACGGAGAAUUCGCCCCUGAAAACGAUGCUUUUUAAAAACUCCGUCCAGAGUGGAGAUUUUGGAAAACUCAGAUUGCAGGUAAACGGAGAAAAAAGUAGAGAAACUGUGAUAAACAGAGAUUUGGGUAGCCAACAGCAGAUUGUGUGCCAGGAACUGCGUUGAAUGCGAUGUUGUUUACAAUCCACAGUCUGCAGUGCAUGCAGAACAGCAAUCACAUUUAUGCUGGUGCAAUCCCUUUAUAUUUGUUUGCGUUUGCAUCUUUUCCAAAAGAAGGAGGUUACAUUGUUGUUUUUGCUGCUUUGCGGGAUUCUGAUUGGCUAAUAUGGGUUUGAGCUUCUCGCUACACUUCCAAAUACAGGUUUGGCAUGCUCUUGACGGCAUAUAUACACGGGUUAGUGUAAACUAAACUUCUCUAAAAACAUAGUGGUGUGCACACAGUUGGAAUGCAUGAGCCACAUACUUACAUUUCUGUUUAACGGCUGCUAACAGUCACCCGAGUUUGUAAUGUUUCUGGACUAUUUUCCAGUCCAACAUAUGUAGCUACUAAACAUGCACAGAUAAAUCGGCCGAUCGAUUGGUGCUGAUUUCCUCAAUUUUGGGGGAUCAGUGAUCGGCUGAUCCUUAAACAUCAAACUAAUUUUAUCCACCAAUCUUAUCUACCUCAGCAAAGGUCUGAAAGUCAGCUGUUAUAGCUUUUUGCUUUCGCCAGAAUGAUAGACCCACCCAUCAGUUUAGUUUGUUCCUCAAACCUUGUGAUUUCCUUUAUUUGUAAAAGCAAAAUACUGCUGGGCACUUAAUUUUGGUAAGAGGCUCAAAACAGGCCUGCAGUCUGACCUGUUGCGCAAGUAUUGUUCAUUUUAUAAAUGUGGAAAUAAAAGACUAAAAGAACUGAUAAUUUAGUAGUUUGGACAGUAAUAUUCUGAACUUUUGAUUUCUGUUUGAGAAAACUUCAUCAUGUGCAGUUAAAACAAACACAAAAAGGUUUGUAUUGUUUUGUUCAAUAUUUUUUUAGUUUGUAAGAUUGGGGCAUCAAAGGUGUACGUUGUCAGUUAUUUGAAGGAAAAAUGUAUCGGCCAAAAUCUGUAGGUCAAGCUUUGUAAAGAUUGGUGAUCGGUGAUUGGCCAGAAAAUUGUGAUUGGUGCAACCCUGGUAGCUACAGUGAUAAAGAUCUCGGCUCGGUGUAAUGCCAGGCCAAGGUAAACUAUACAUAAACCUGUACCUGAAUGCAUCAUGACCCCAACAAACUUAAGGCUGGUAUUUAAAAACUGGUCUCUGUUUCAUUUCAACUGUUGCGUCUUCAUGUUAGAUUCAGCUCAUUAGAUUAAGAAUAAAGAUUCCUGAAUGGUAUUUAGGAAGGUGUUUUUCUCAUGUUGGACAAGUUUGUUCUAUUUCUUCACCGAACAUUGUCCUCUCUAAAGUUUCUGAGGAUGUUCUUUUGUGUUUUUUUUUUCAUCACUUACAGGAGGAGAGUGCCAGCCAUGAGUGCAACCAGCGAUUAGUGGUCUUGUAUGGAGUGGGCAAACUGAGAGAUGAGGCGCGACACACCAUCAAGAAAAUCACCAAAGACAUCUUGAAGGUGCUCAACCGCAAAAGCACAGCAGAAACAGGUAAAUGUGUUUUAUCGGCCUCUUGCUAAUAGCUUGCCACGCCGCGUUUCAUAUCUUAUGUGUUGCAUUACCAAAGCCGCCGGCGUUCAGUUUGUCUCAAAGAUGAAAAUGGAGCCUGUGAAAUUGCUGUGACGUUUGGAUUUGUAUUUUGUUUUUCCUCUUGGUGUAUGCUGGGGUUUUGUUAAACAGUGUUUACAUGCAGGCUGAUUUCUGCCUGUCCCCACAAUGGCCAUUACAGCUGAUAACUCUGGCUCUUUAAAUACAUUUCAUUUGUAUUCUUUCUUCUUCCCUAAAGAGGACAAGCCCUUUUCCUUUCUUUAUCGACCCUCAGGGUGUUGCAUUGCUCAAUUUUCCUUCCACCCUAUUUCUAUGCUAAUAGCUCUCAUCUGUUCGCAGCUACUUUAUCUCCGAUACAUGUGACCUUAUUAAGGUGAUUUAAGGUUUUCAAAGUUAUUACGGCAUUGAUUAGAUCUUUCUGUGUCACCUUAUCACGUUCUUUUAAGCUGACGGUGACCUUCAGCUGGAAAUUAUAUUUAUUUUACAUUAAAAGCACCGUUUUCUCUUCCUUUAGUGUUGGUGUAGCAGCGUCGCAGCACUCCACUUUUAGAUCAAAAGAGGAUAUACGAUAACAGACCAUUAGUUUCACUCAAUUUCACGGCUGGACUGUUCAGCAGACUGGGACGAACACCGCUGACCAUUUACGAGCGGCUGCUCCAUCUCUUAUUUUUUCCUCUUUCUCUCAUGAAGGAGGAGAGGAGGGACAGAAGAGGAAGAGGAGUAAGCCGGAGGCCUUCCCCACAGCCGAAGAUAUCUUCUCCAAAUUCCAGCACCUCUCCCACUUUGACCAGCACCAAGUCACCUCCCAGGUUAGACCAAAGAAACUCGGUCUUAUGUGUCCUAAAGCAAAUAAGAGGAUCCGCUUGAUUGUUUGUGGGCUAACCACAAGAUUUCUGAAUGCAAAUGACUCAGCAGCCCGAAACAGAAGACCCCCAAGGUGACUCAUUUAAAUUUAAAAUCGAAUUUGAAUUCAUUUUGAUUCCCCAUGUGGGAUGGAUGAAUAUGAUUUGAAUAGGUAAUGCAAUCAGGAAACUUAAGACUACAGCAAAACAUAAUGUACUUAGAUAUCUCUGUGGUACAGAGCGUGUGGGGAGAGAGAGCAGUCGAUUUUAAAGAGCGUGUGCUAAAUAGAUUUCAUCAGUUUUUUAUUCUGUGCAUUCUGGCUGCAGCUUCAUAUUUCACAGAUUUCCCCUGACAAAAAUGCAAGACCAUCAAACAUUCAGUAAAUAAACAUUUUGCUUAUGACCAGACCCAUGGAAGUGAAGCGAAUCUGUGAUCUUAGUUUACAGAGUAAAAGCAGACGUAUAUUUUAAAGUUGUGUCCUUGCAAAUGUGUGAUUUGCACUUAUUCUCUAAAUUUUAAUCAACUUUUGUUUGUUUUUGCAACAUCUGAGUAUUUCCUUUUGUUUCAAAUGUAAGGUCCUUAUAGACCGGGGCCGACGAAUAAAGAACGCGAAAUUACAAAAUAUUCAGAGGCGAAUUUUGACAUGCCUGUCUAUACAAAUCAAGCCCGAUGCGAUUUUGCGACUUUCCGAGGGGGAAAGACUUUUCCCGGGGAAAGUCCCGCACUCAAGCCAAACAAUCAGCACUUUUAGCCAAUCAGAGGCGAUAAGAUAAGCACAUGAAACUAUGGUAACAACCGUUAUCUUACGUUAGCACAGAUGGAAGUUUAGCAAAGGCAUUUAGCAAACUGUUAAAGCACACAAACCAUCGUCAUAUGUGAAAUCCGACGCCAUGUCUCUCCACAAGUUGUCCUUCAGGUCGUUAUCUUAGUAAUGUUUGUGUAAACGAUCAUCAACAAUCAGGCGGUCGGCCAUGUUGGAUUUACCAGUGAAUCUGACGUCGCAACAACACGAAAUCUGAUUGGUCAGAAGUGGACACACAGUAUGCGAAACUUUGGAAAAAUUGACCGUGAUACAAAAAAAUAAAUGCUGCAAUAUCGCCGGAGGGGAAAACGUCGCUGAUGUGAACGCUUGUAUUGACAGGAUACGGGUUCGAAAAAAAUAUUGACGUCCGAAAUAAUCGCACGGAAAAAAACACUCCCGGUGUGAAAAAGGACCUGUAGACUGUAAUACCUGGGGUUCUGCUGACUAGCUUCUUGUCGUGUUUCGUCUCAGUCUUGUUUCCUCAUGUUAACAGUGUGUGAUGUUUUUGUUUUGUGCACAGGUGUCUCGAAAUGUGCUGGAACAGAUCACCAGCUUUGCCUCAGGGAUGUCUUAUCACCUGCCUCUCGUCCAGCACAUUCAGUUCAUCUUUGACCUCAUGGAGUACUCCCUUAACAUUAGUGGCCUCAUAGAUUUUGCUAUUCAGGUACAGACAUCCUCUUCAUUUACACCAAACCCAGAUGAAUCCCUUUUUCUGCCGAUCAUAAUUGCUGAUUCACCUUUUUAUGUUUUGUUUCGCAGCUUCUGAAUGAGCUGAGUCUGGUGGAAGCCGAGCUGCUGCUGAAGUCGUCCAGCCUGGUGGGCAGCUACACCACCAGCCUGUGUCUGUGUAUCGUAGCUGUACUGAGGAGGUACCACUCUUGCCUCAUUCUCAACCCUGAGCAGACAGCACAAGUUUUUGAUGGGUACGUCACGUCCAAGCUACCUUCACAUUCAACAAUCGUCCUCUUAAAUCUCAGUCUGAUGCAAUUUCUUGGGUUAUUUUGGAGGUCCAAACCUGGCUCUUCUACCCAGGGUUUGUUUGCAGGUUUGGGAAGCUAUAAUUGAAGUAGUUAAAAGGAUGUUUCAGGUUGUUAAUGCAGGUGAAAAAAUUGAUUUUGUCAUGCUCAGCCCUAUUUUACCACCUAUAAUGAGAUUUUUUUACUGCCACGGCUUCCACAGGGAACUUCCUAUGCACCACACUAUUAGUGGUUGUUUGUGAUGCUUUUAAUUUAAAAAUUUCAGCUGAUUCUGCUCUUGCAGUGGUUGAAAGUCAUUUUGGAUUAAAGCAUUAGCUGAAUGCCUCAAGUGUUGGAGAUAAGUAAAGCUUAAAGAUAGCUUAUGUAAAGCCUCUAAUUAAAGAAAGGUAAUUAAUAUAAGAGCAGUGCUUCUACAGAAAAUACUGUUAAAGGAAUGGAUCAGCACUUUGGGAAAUAGACGCAUUCACCUUCUCCUCGAGAUGGGAAAGUUGAUACCAUUACCAUUAAGUCAAUAUACUUCAGCACUCGAGGUUAGCAAAGAGGUUGUCCCGGUAACAAAAGGUGCUCAGGUGCACCGUUAAAGCGCUCUCAUCUGAACACAGUUUUUCUUGUUUCUAAAAGCAGAUAAUUAGUUUUAUUGUGGAUUAUGUGCCAGACUUCUUUGUCAGGAUGUUCCUGCCCCUGGCAUCAUGGUUCAGCUUUUUGAAACAAAUAAACAUAUGAGAUAAAUGUCAGCGAGCUUUAAAGGUGAUUUAGCACAGAGAGAAGGUAUCUUUUCCAGCCUUGAGCUAAAUAAUAACAUUUAGAGACCGCUCCCCUUCACAUCAGAGAGCUAAAAACCAAACAACUGUAUCGAUAGGACUUUGUUCUGAGUGAACAUGUACAAUCAUAUCUCCAGGUUGCGGAUUGUGGUGAAAUCAGGUGUGAACCCGGCAGACUGUUCUUCAGCUGAGCGCUGUAUCUUAGCCUACCUGUAUGACCUCUACACAUCCUGCAGUCACCUCAAGAACAAGUUUGGAGAAAUUUUCAGGUGAGAUAAAUCUCUAAAAAAACUUGAGUUUCUGUCUUUUGUCAAGUUGAAUAGUUCCUAUCUCCACCCAUGUUUUUUUGCAUGUAAGUUAAAGUUGAUCCUUUGGUUGUCCACAUUAACACUCCUCUCCUUCUCUCCUUGUUUCUCCCUCAGUGAGUUCUGCUCCAAAGUGAAAAAUUCCAUCUACUGUAACAUCGACCCGUCUGACUCCAACAUGCUCUGGGACCCCGUCUUCAUGAUGGAGGCCAUAGCUAACCCUUUGGCCAGCAACUUCAACCACUCCAUGGUGGGCAGGAUCCUCAACGACAGCCCAGCGAACCGCUACAGCUUCGUUUGUAACGUGCUCAUGGAUGUGUGUGUCGAUCACAGAGACCCUGAGAGGUGUGUUAACUUUGACAGUUAUUAUGUUGUUAUAUUUGGAUGUCUCACGCUACGGUUUUCUGCUUUUGCUGUUCAGUUGUUUCAUUUUGUGAUGUGCUUUCAGGGUGAACGAUAUUGGAAUCCUGUGUGCCGAGCUGACGGCAUACUGCCGCUCCCUCAGCGCUGAGUGGCUCGGGAUCCUCAAAGCUCUCUGCUGUUCCUCGAACAACGGCAACUGCGGCUUCAAUGACUUGCUCUGUAAUGUAGAUGUAAGUUGUGUUUGCAUACCUCUGUCGCUUGAUAUACAGGGUAUUGAAAUUUGGAGAGGUUUUCUUUAACAUCCUAAGUGCUAACUUGCAGGAACCUGUGUUGCAUCUCCUCUUACUCUAGAUACAUUUAUGACACACAUACGCUUCCAGCAGUGAUUAUAAUGUUUAUCUUUGUACUCUUCUUCUUCAGGUUAGCGAUCUGUCCUUCCAUGAUUCCCUGGCAACCUUUGUAGCCAUCCUCAUUGCGAGACAGUGCCUGCUCCUAGAGGACUUGGUCCGGUGUGUGGCCAUUCCUUCCCUCCUGAAUGCAGGUGAGGAUAUUUUCACGCAUGAAAGGUUAUUAGAUCUUUGUGCAUUAUGUUGGUGGUUUCUCUAGAAAUUUGACUUGGUUACAUUUUAAUGUUAUAUAACAAAAUUAUAAAGACGGAUAUUGUUACAACAAAGAAAGAUUGUUUUCAGUAUUUGUUUAUAUUGCUUCCAUUGGUUGUGGUCAAAAUUUGGUGUCAGUCAUUUAAUUUACAACUACCUACUGCAAGUACUGAAUUUUUCGCACUGUAAGGCGCACCAUCAGUGAACGCGUCUAUUCACGUCUUUUUUCAUACAAAACAAAAACAGUCAGAUAAGUCAAACUUUAUUGAACUCAUUCAAUAACUCUGCGAGGCUACGGUAGCUGCAGUGCUCCGACAAGCCAAAACGAUUUUAAGUGUGCCUUAUAGUGCGAAAAAUACGGUAAUUUUUCACUUUUUUAAAAUAUAUUUAUUUUUUAAUCUGUUUAUUGGUGUUUUCAGUUUGAACAUUAACAAACCACAUGUUGAAUAAAUGUACAUAGUAAAUCCCCCCAGGCCCUCCCUCACCACCCAAUGUUCCCAGAUCCUCUAAAAGGAGUAUAAAGUGAAGAAGAAAAUAAAUAAAUAAAUAGUAAUAAUUUAAAGUGCAAAGUUAUCCUGAAUAUACAAUGUAAAGAAAGGAUAUUGCAAAAAUAAAAUAAAAUAAAAUAAACAGGGUCCAGAAAGAGAAAUACAAAUUAAAUUGAAAUAAAAGGUAAGAAAAUCAAAUAAGAAAGACCUUCAUAUAAAUAAAGCACAAUAUUCCAGAUCAAUACUAUUUACCAAAUGUGCAGAUAGAUUGAAGUACACUCAUCCUAUGUUAGAUGCAGCUAGGGCUGUAGCCAGGUUUUAACUUGUUUCUGUCUGUCAAACAGCUCUAUCAGAGUUUUCUCUGCCAGCCCCCUCUCGAGCAUCUUUAUGUGCCUUACUAUCACAGUCUUUAGGCUUUUCACCAGGAAAUGAACAGUAAUAGCCUGUCCUGCUGUUCAGUGCAUUGCUUGAAUCAGAACAGAGGGUAAACACUGCAUGUUUGAUGUGGAUCCAUAAGUCCUUGGUGCUCUUGGUUUUGUUCCUCUCUCUCUCUCUCUCCCUGCUGUUAAUCAUUUUUUGCUCCUAGCUUAGAGACAAAGCUUCAUUCAGCCAGGCUGUUUGGUCGGGUCUGGCUCACUUAAUAACACUGCGACUCUUGCCAAAUGCCAGCAGCCCUGGCUCGAUGUUGAGGCUUUGUUUUCUCUGCCCUUGUGUGUGGCAGCAGCUCUGGGAAAACUCUCAUCACCUGAUUGAUCAAGGGCACAGACCGGAGAGGGGUUCCUGGUGUUGGCAGCAUGUGCAGCACAAAAUUAGGAUGCAAAGUAAUUCAACUCUAAACAAACUCGCAUGUUUCUCAAAAUCUCUAGCUUGUAGUGAGCAAGACUCCGAGCCCGGGGCCAGACUCACCUGCAGGAUUCUGCUGCACCUUUUCAAGACGCCACAGCGCAACCCUGUCCCUCAAGAUGGUGUGAAGUCAGGUAGUAAACAACCAAAAACCCUCCUACGAUCAUUUCAACUCACUUUUGUUUAUCAAUUUGUAAAUCUGUGACUGUAUUUUGUCUCAUACUGGUUCUCGUAUUCUCUUUGCAGAUAAAUCUCCAGUUGGUAUCAGGUCAUCUUGUGAUCGCCAUCUUCUCGCUGCUUCUCAGAACAGUAUAGUUGUUGGAGCAGUUUUUGCUGUCCUCAAAGCCGUUUUUAUGCUAGGUAAGAGCUACGAUGAUUAAAGGCUAAAUGCGUUGUCUAUCUAUUAAAAGGGAUUUGUGGGGAUGACGUCACUGAUCAGUUCACUGAUGAUUUUUCUGCUCUGAUACUUCUCAGGCGACGCAGAGCUGAGAGGCUCAGGGCUGUCACACCCUGCUGGCCUCAAUGACAUAUCCGAGGGGCGGAAUGUCUCCAUAGAAACGGCCAGUUUGGACGUGUAUGCAAAGUAUGUUCUGAAGACGAUCUGCCAGCAGGUGAGGAGAUGAGAUGACAUGAAGGGGGAACGAUGUAAAAUCAGUGACACGCACACCUGUGGUUCAGUUAGUUCAUGAAAAAUGGAAAAGAUGAAAAUAAUGGUGCGAAAAUAAAAAUCUGAAAUUAUCUUUCUGUGCAAAAUUCAGGAUAUGGGAUUUCUUUUGUUUUAAAUAUAGCAGAUAUCACUAACGGUAACAGAGGCGGAGAUAGUGGUAUCCCAGGCAGAUGGACAUCUUCAAAACCCCAAAUGAUUGAUUUUAAAACCUACUACCUCUUUCCUCAAGCUUUAGGAUCACUGAAGUUCUCUCACUUCUUCCUUUCUUCAUUUCUUGCAGGAAUGGGUUGGAGAACGCUGCCUGAAGUCUCUGUCUGAGGACAGCAGCGCCCUUCAGGACCCAGUGCUGGUCAACAUUCAGGCUCAACGCCUACUGCAGCUUAUCUGCUACCCACACCGCCAGCUGGACAGUGAUGAUGGUGACAACCCACAGAGGCAGCGAAUCAAACGCAUCCUUCAGGUAGAGAAUACACAGAGACAUGCAUUGUAUUCAAAUAAACAGUCUUUUGAGAAUCGUCUGUUUUAAAGUCAAUGAGAUUUUAUGCAAAUUCUGAGAAACUUGAAAACGUUAUCAGAGCCAGAGUGUGGACCAUUUUGAUCCUGAAAUCCUCUUGAAAAUCAAAAUGAUUUCUAUAAAACCUGCUUUGAAGUCGCCUUUUCUCAAUCAGAACUGUGAGGUCAAACUGCCCUCUGCUGGCUAAAUCAGGGAUUGUAUUAUCAGCAUUAGAACUGUGCAACUCCUCAGCAAGGAAAAGAAAACAUACUCAUUACUCUGUUUUUUUUUCCAAUGUAGAACAUGGAUCAGUGGACGAUGAGACAGUCAUCCCUGGAGCUGCAGCUGAUGAUCAAACAGAGCUCAAAUAAUGUAAGUUUUCAGAGAGCUUUAACUAUUAAGCACAAAUUAAGAAUCUGCAGUCUUUGUCAUAUUAAUCAGAAAAAUUCUUAUUUACUUUCCAACAGGAGCUCUACUCGCUCUUGGAGAACAUAGCCAAGGCAACCAUCGAAGUGUUUCAGAAAUCAGCUGAGAUGAACUCCAAUAAUUCCUCAGGGAAUGGGGCAGCAGCUCAAGGCGGCUCAGCAUCUAACAACAGCACCACCAGCAAGAUAAAGCCAAUUUUAAGGUCUGUGGACUCCCUGUUUUGUGAUUGUUGUUUUGCUCUGAGUUGUGUAGAUAGCUAAUUUCUUAUGCUCUCUGUUUUCUGCAGCUCGUCAGAACGGUCAGGUGUGUGGCUGGUGGCACCACUAAUAGCCAAGCUUCCCACCACAGUCCAGGGCCAUGUUCUGAAAGCAGCAGGAGAGGAGCUGGAGAAAGGACAACACCUGGGCUCCUCCUCACGAAAAGAGAGGGACAGACAGAAGCAGAAAAGGUAAAAGACAAACAUACCUGUCUUUUGUCAUGUCUGAUUUACUGAUGACAUUAAAGAUACCAAAAUUAAGUCAUCUAGCAGUCUGAACACAGUUUCUAACUGUUCAGUUUUGUUCCCUUCUCUUCAGUAUGUCUCUGCUGAGCCAGCAGCCAUUCUUGUCCCUGGUGUUGACGUGCCUGAAGGGACAGGAUGAACAGAGGGAAGGUCUCCUCACCUCCCUCUACAGCCAAGUGCAGCAGAUUGUUACUAACUGGAGGGAAGACCAGUACCAGGACGACUGCAAAGCAAAGCAAAUGAUGCAUGAGGCCCUGAAACUACGACUGAAUCUCGUAAGAACUUCUUGAUCUCAACUUCUUAAUCUUGAUUUAAAGUCCCAGUGUAUGUUGACAUGAAGUUCAAGAUAUUCAAAGAGGACAAGCAAAAGAAAAUAAGCCUCACUUCACAAAUUCAUUAAGCUAAUCCUUAAACUCAAAAGCCUUUUAUUUAAUCUCUGCUGUCUUGGAUCCAACAUAUUUGACUUUUUUCUCCUCUUUAUAAGGUGGGUGGCAUGUUUGACACUGUGCAGCGCAGCACCCAGCAGACCACAGAGUGGGCAGUACUCCUCCUUGACAUCAUCAGCAGCGGCACAGUGGACAUGCAGUCCAAUAAGUGAGUAUUUUGACUCGUGAAAAAAAACCAUUCGCUCUUUAGUCGAGUAAUCUAAAAACAUGAACCCCUGUCUUCAGUUCAGUCAUCAGCCUCUAAAUCUAUAUGUUUGCCUCUCUUCAACAGUGAGCUCUUCACAACAGUACUGGACAUGUUGAGUGUGUUGAUAAACGGCACACUGGCUGCUGAUAUGUCUAGUAUCUCUCAGGGCAGCAUGGAGGAGAAUAAAAGAGCCUACAUGAACCUGGUGAAGAAACUCAGGGUAAGAAAAAAACACAUUAUUCAACCAAAACAAGUUCCUGAUGAUAGAUUUUUGCGUCAAGGUGGAAGCUCUUAAUGUGAUUGUUAAAUUGUUUUUGUAGUGUUUGAAGUCAAGGAACACAGUGUUUUUCUCUUUCUCUUUCUCUUCUGGUAAGUAAGAGAGGGGCAUUGAGGAUAGAAAUGGCAAAUAUAAAAGUCAGGAACAAAAAAGUCAAAAACGAAAAUGAAAAUUUCCUCUGCAGAAAAAUAGAAGUGUAACAAUGGCCCUGUCAUCCAGUGUACAAAAGGCUUCCACAAAGCUGUUUUGAUCAACUCUUCCUGCAAAUGUCAUGUUAAACUCAGUAACUGCAUGAAGUCUCUUCUAUAAAUGCCUUUUUCUAAAACAUACACGCUCUGUCAACCUGUGUCCACAGAAAGAGCUCGGAGACCGGCAGUCAGAGAGUUUGGAAAAGGUUCGCCAGCUGCUGCCGCUGCCCAAGCAAACCCGUGAUGUCAUAACAUGUGAACCCCAGGGUUCACUAAUCGACACGAAGGGUAACAAGAUCGCUGGAUUUGAAAAGGAGGUAUUAACUUUAAUCAAAUACUGAUUCAACACAAACUUAACCUGCAAAAUUAAAUUUGCUAAGUCAAACUAGUAAGUUACUCAACUGUAUUAUUUGAUAUUUUUCACAAUUAAUCCUCAAAAGCAGAUACAGGAAAUAGAAAAUACCACACCAUAAUUUGUUUCAAAGUAAAAUGAAAUGCAUGCCAACCCUGUGUCUCUUUUCCACCAGGGCCUUCAAGUAUCAACCAAACAGAAGAUUUCUCCCUGGGACGUCUUCGAAGGUCUCAAACACUCUGCCCCUCUCUCCUGGGGUUGGUUCGGUACAGUGCGCGUGGACCGAAAGGUUACCAAAUUCGAGGAGCAGCAGCGAUUUUUGCUUUACCACACCCACUUAAAGCCCAAACCUCGUAGCUAUUACCUGGAGCCGCUCCCGCUCCCCCCUGAAGAAGAGGAGCCCUUGACCCCGGUGUCCCAGGAAUCGGAGAAGAAGAUGAUGGAGCCAGUGAAGCCAGAGAAGAGUGUUCCUGCUGUGCCCUCUGACACCAACAAGAAGAAACCCAGUAAGAAGAAGAAGACAACAACAACGAAAAAUGAGGUUGGUUUUGGUCAAGGGUCUUGUUUUUCAGAUGUUCAUAUUGAGUUAUUUUUUGAAUAAAUUAAUUUCAACCCUUUUUUGCCUCUAGGACUAUGUGAACCGAACACAAGGUGGAGUGUCCUAUGGGUCUAAUAUGCCUGAGCUGAUGCAGAACCAUCCAUAUGGCCGCUUAUACAGCCAGCCAACCAUGGGCAUGUACACACAGAACCAGCCUCUACCCCCAGGUCAGUCUAAUGCACAGUCUCUCUUGCUUAAAGGGAUAUUCCGGCGUAAAAUUAAGUUAUGGUCAAACACACCAUAACACCAAGUAAGGCACCCCGUCAAGAGAUGAAUGUUGCCGACCGCUUGCUUCUCUAGUUAUACGAACUUUAGUAACAACGGCACGAUAGCAAUACAGAGAGACAUGUGCUCAACCACCUAACUUCAUCAACAGUACAUAUAGGGUCCCAGCCAUAGCACCAGCCACCAAACAUCUUUUUAGAUUUGCCCGAUUUCUUUAGUAAGGAGACUAAACACGACUCACUCACUCUAUUCCAGCUAGUCCAUCUAAUGCAGUGGGGGUGCGCAGCUCAAGGAAGAACAUUUAUGAUCAUUACUUUAUCAUUUCACUGAAGUAAUAAUCAUCAUAUGAAUCAAUUUGCACUGCAGACAAGGUAGUUCUUCUGCCUUAGCGUCUCGGUCUGAUUGCAUUUACAUGAAGAAAUUACCACAAAUGUUGUUCCUUGAGCUGUGCACCCCCACUGCAAGCAGUCAGCAACAUGCAUCUCUCGACGGGGGUGUCUAACUCUAUGUUACGGUGUGUUUGACCCUAACUUAAUUUUACACCGGAAUAUCCCUUUAAAACUCCUCACAAGCACCAACAACAAACGAACAUAUGAAAUUGUGUUUUUUUUCUUGUUAUAAAGGGGGUCCAGGUUUAGAACCUCCAUACAGACCUAACCGCAACCCACAGAUGAAUAAGAUGAUGCCCACUCGUCCCAGCUACCCAGGCAUGAUGCCUGGGAUGCAGGGCAACAUGCCUGGCAUGAUGGGACUGGAUAAGCAGUACCCGAUGGGUUACAAGCCCCAGCCUAGCAUGCCUCAGGGCCAGAUGUUACGACAGCAGCUCCAGGUCAGACUGGUGAGUCAGUCCUGAUUGACUUGGUCAAGUUCCUCCUUAUGAUCAGUCAGUUUCAUCGCAGCUUUAAAACAGCCUUUCCUGUCUAAAAUAAACAAUUCUUGUGGAAAACAUUUCUGUGCUUACAUUAGUACGACUCUUUCACCAUGAAAUCUGCUGUUUUGCUGAAUUGUUGUCUGUGUUUUCAGAAUCAGGGCAUGAUAGGACAGCAGAUCAGACAAAUAACACCCAACCAAUAUACUCCAAUUCAGGCAUCUCAGGUAAAUCUUUCUUUGUUGCUCUUGUUUGAUCAUUUUUGCUGAUUAUAAAUGAGUCAUCUCGCUCUUACAUUAUUUGCACUCUUGAACCUUUAUUUGCACAUAGAAUACUAAAAGUGGUAAAAGCUGUUUAAAAUCAUCAUGUUAGGACAUUUUCAGAUUUUUCUGUAAAUUCUUAUCUUACUAUGUCCACGUUAACCUACCUGGGCUUGGACAAUGUCAGUCAUUAAGUCCAUAAUGUCCUCCUUCUCUUUUUAAUUAUAAACAUUUCAGAACAUUUCUCCGGGCUAUACCACAUACGGAUCACACAUAGGGAUGCAGCCACAUCCCUCCCAAGCUGGUGGUAUAGUUCCUCCCUCCUAUGGGAACCAAAACUUCCAGGCCACCCAUCCUGGAGGUAACCCAGCUGUGGUGGAUCCUCUGAGACAAAUGCAGCAGAGGCCCAGUGGUUACGUUCACCAGCAGGCUCCAGGCUACGCACACAAUAUGCAGAACACACAGAGGUCAGUGAUGCUCUGCAGUCAUGCUUUUCUGCAGUAGUGUUAUGGGAGUACUGUCACUUCUCUACUGGGCUCACUGUCCUUAUAUUUCUUCUUUGCGCCCUGUGUAUCUCAGGUUUGCCCACCAGCCCCUUCAGCAGAAUCCCAUCAUGCACGGCCUAAGUCACAUGGGAGGCCAGGGUGUCCAUUCAGGCAUGAGGCCCAAUCAAAUGCUUGCAGAACAACAGCAGCAGCAACAGCAGCAACAGCAGGCAGCACAACAACAGCAACAGCAGCAGUACCUCAGACAACAAGCGCUCAGAGUAAGUCAAAAGACCAUCAUCGUUUAUACAGGACUUUAUGCCAACUCUAUCUAAUACAGAGUGUCAAUGGGAUUGUUUUGGGAUUGAGUGCUGUAGAGCGAAGAUCAGACACAGAGCUGACUUAAACAUUACUUUCCUAACUUCUAGAUAUCACAACAGCAGCAGCAGCAGGCCCAACAGGUUCAGCAACAGCAACAACAGCAACAGCAGCAGCAACAGCAGGUCCAACCCCAGCAGGUUCCUCCUCAACAGCAGGUUCCUCAGCAGCAGCAACAGCAGCAGCAAGUGUCAGCGGUGCCUCCACCCGGCCAGGCCCAGAACCAGGGCCUGGGCAUGCAGCCACUGCCACCUCAGCAACCUCUGGUAGGUCUUAUCAAGGUAGUUCAGCUGUUAGUAGGUUAAAAGUGUAAAGAGACAUACUUUCAGAGUUUUGAGGUGUAAUCUGUCACAGAUAUUUUCAUACAUUUUGUGUAUAAGAAGAAAAAACUGCAUGGGUUUUACUUGAUCAAGUUAGUGUUUCAACCAUUACUCAACUCAAACUCAGCCAAUGCCUGAUUCAAGAGGUGUCAUCUGAAAAACAGGACACGAGGAGAAAAACGAGUAAAUUAACAUCAGAAAAUAUCUUAGGAACUUAAGCAGGGCCUAUACUUGCUAAAAUGUUGGAAAUAAAGCUUUUAAACUCAAAAUGUCACAGAAGAGUACCUCAAAACCCUCGAUCAGUUUGAUAAAGUGGGCUGUCUUUCAUCGGAUUUAGCAAACAGACAGGGCUGAGGUUGUACAUACUGUUACACAUGUAGACAAAAUAUCUCUGCAGUUUCAAUUUGAUAUGUGCUUUGCAUACUUUCCUGCUUUUUUGACCUUUGACAAUCACAUCUCUGUUUUUGGCAAAUAACUCCUGGCUCUAUAUACAGCUUGUAAAAAGGUUCAUUUUGCUUGCCAACUCUUGCAGUUGGAAUGCUGCCUCCUUUCAAUGAGUCCCAAGGGGUUUGGGUCACAGUUGUUGACCUGCAAGUUUGUUUUGUUUAAAAAAAAAAAAAAAGAAUCUAAAUACGCUGAAUUCUUCAAAAUUAACUGAAUCAGAAUUCAUUUUCGUUUGGAGAUAACUUUAUCAUCAUUCAAACUUUUUGGUCACAAGUUUAUGGAGCUGUUGUCACCAGAAAACAAAAGAUCAUUUUGUCUAAUUUUGUACGCUUAUCACAAGCCAGCAGUGCCAUCCUAGUUCGCUUGAAUGGCAUCUCAGUAACAUGAGAAUGACUCAGAAGGCCGAUCUUUGUCUGUUCAAAUAAACCAGAAACUUAUUUUGAAGUCAAUUCUUCAUGCAAAGACAAACCCCAUUAUCUUGAGAUGAAUGAACCGGGAGCCUCAAGAAAAGAUGCUUUGUUGUCCCUGGUGAAAAAAAAUAAUGUUAUCUGUGCCCGACACUGUUAUAACUUGUUAUCUGUAAACUGCUGGCUCCCAUACAAAUGAUACGAAAUGAAAUUACUCUGUGUGUGUGUGUGUGUGUGUGUGUGUGUGUGUGUGUGUGUGUGUGUGUGUGUGUGUGUGUGUGUGUGUGUGUGUGUGUGUGUGUGUGUGUGUGUGUGUGUCUCUAGUUUCAACGACAGGGUAUGCAGCAAACUCAACAGCAGCAGCAAACUGCAGCUCUCGUCAGACAGCUCCAACAGCAACUCUCGAGUAAGUCAAAACACCCGUCCUUGACUAUUAACAUGCGUUCAUACAUUUGUCUUUUUACAUGUAAAAAUGAAGAGUUUGUGUCUAUAAUAAAACUGUUCUCUUUUCAGAUUCACAACCAGGACAAGGCACCAAUUCAUAUUACUGAUCGUGCUUGAUCAUAGUCAUGUGCAGACAAAAAGGCUCUAAUUAUGUGGAAAGUUCCAGCUCUGCAGAUGAGAUGCAUUUAGUAUAAAGUAUGCUGUCUAAGGCACAUAAGACCACUACGCAGGACAACCUUGUCUUAUGUCGUCCACCGUGGCUACGAUCAGAAAUAUCUUGACUUCAGUCGUAUAAUUAUGGAUUUUUCAGAUGAUGGAUCCUGCUCCGAAGUAAACAGAUAAUGGUUAAUAAUGGAAGAGUCUAUGUAAAAAAGUACCAGAAAUUAUAAGAAUAAUGCAAUUUUUUAUUUUAUUUCAAUUUGUACAAUUUUUUCAGUUUCGUGUAUUUCUCAUUAAAAAAUCAUGUCAGUUUUUAUGUGUUGUGCUUGUGUUAGCGGUCUGUAUGCUGUGUUUAUUGGCAAUCAAGUACUUCAUAAUAAGAAGGGAUGAAAGUAAUGGUACUAUAAAACAUGUGAGAUGUUUUGUAGAACCAUUGAGUGAUCAGUCUCACAAAGAAGUCGAGAGGUCGAUCAAAAAGCGACUUCCUUUAGAGAAAAAGACAUCAGCUGUGAGAAUUUUUAGCCCCGAUAAACUAGCUGAAAUAUCUAACAUCUAUUAUGAACAGCAUCAGCCCUUGCUUGUCUUGAAAAGGUCAGUUUUUACUGUAAAAAAGCAUGAAAUGUCAAGUCAACAGACUCAAACAACCUUUUUAAGGAGCAAGUUGUCAGGCUCGGUUAUUCACAGCAACCAACAGACAAGAUGUUAAUGAGUCAAGAGAAGUUUAAGUGGUAAAUCCAGAUUUUUAUUUGUUAUAUCAACUGCGUCUGUGGACAGGGAAUGAAAAACAUGUCUUAAUUUCUAUUUAUCUAGAUUUCGUUGCCUUUUUUGUCUUCUUUGGUUUUUGUUUAUCCACAUUCCGACUCUCCAAGCGAUUAAAAAGCACUCCCGAGUCAGA
Messenger RNA from Xyrichtys novacula (pearly razorfish), 26807 nucleotides. The record is from the annotation of a GenBank genome assembly. Lineage: Eukaryota; Metazoa; Chordata; Actinopteri; Labriformes; Labridae.